CACUUUAUAAACUUUAGUUAUUAAAAGUGUACUCAAAGGCGACAAAGAGCUGCUAAACGUGAAGCUAAAUCAAAUAUGUGUCGUUGUAUAUGAAGUUGAUCCUAUAGACGAUUUUUUAUGUUUAUAUUUUUGAUUUGAAUAGUUUUUGGUUGGAAGUGGGUUCUGUUGAAGAAGUGGUGGUCGAAAAUAAUAUACAUAUCCCAAUUCCACAAAUAGUGCAAUGUGAUAUCAAUAGUGUUCAAAAAUUGUAAUAAAGAUGAGUGCAGCUGCAAAGUAAUGCACGCAUGCAAAUACCUAUUAUUGAAAGUGUUUAGUGUCUUCGCAAGCUGUCAAUCGCGGACGAAUCGGAAAACAAUUGACCGGCGCAUUUGCACUGAUAACUACUUCAGUAAAAUAUUUUUUUUUUACUCUUGAAACUGCAUAAUUCAGAUAAAAAUGGAGGCAGCAGCUGCAGUUGCGAACAUCCGUGGAAUUCAGCUGAUAUUCCAAGCUCUAACAGUGUUGGCUAUGACCGCGUACUUGUUCCCGCCAAAUGCGAAAGUUGAAGACGGCGCUACAUUCCAUUACAUAAUUGUCGGAGCAGGCUCAGCUGGUUCCGUGGUGGCCAGUAGACUGACAGAACACGAGGAUGUUACUGUACUCCUUAUAGAGGCUGGAGAUGAUCCACCCUUACAAUCAGUUCUUCCAGCUUACUUGAGUUACCUUAAACAGUCUCAGUGGGAUUGGAACUACACCUCCAUUCCGGAUUGGACACAAAAAUGUCACAAAGGCGGAGUUCUUGAUGUUAUACGAGGGAAGGCUCUGGGUGGAUCUAGCAGUAUUAAUUUCAUGUUAUAUGUUCGAGGGGACCCAAAUGAUUUCAAUACAUGGGCAGACAUAACCAACGAUCAAUCAUGGAACUACAAUAAUAUCCUACGAUACUUCAUGAAGAGUGAAAGAUUGCAAGAUCAUCUAAUUUUGAGCUCUGAAACAGGAAUAUACCACGGGACUGAUGGAUGUUUAGGAGUAACAAAACAAUGGAAUAACCUAACACAUAAAUAUUUGCAUGCAAAUCAUGAAAUUGGCCAUAAAAUUGUUUUCGACACUAACGGUAGAGAUACUCUUGGAUACAAUGAGCCUAUGUUCACGAUCGCAGAUGGAUAUCGUCAAAGUACUGCAUAUUCUUUUCUUGGUCCAGCUAAAGAUCGCGGUAAUCUAUUCGUCCUCAAAAAUACUUUGGUUACUAAAAUUAUUUUUGAUGAUAAUAAUAACGCCGUGGGAGUAGAAGCAUUAAAUGAUAAACAAGAGAAAAAAGUGUAUAAAGCAACAAAAGAAGUUAUUAUUUCAGCUGGAACAAUAAAUACACCUCAGCUUCUAAUCUUGUCUGGAAUAGGUCCCAAAGAGCAUUUAGUUGAAUUGGGAAUCCCUGUGAGAGUCGAUCUACCAGUCGGUGAAAAUUUACAAGACCAUUUUCCAAUCAUAAUGACAUAUCCAACCGAAAAGUGGUCUAGCACUCGUAAACCAAUUAACCCUCAUUCUGAACCUAUACCGCUACUCAUAGGAUUUGUUGCACUGAAUAAAUCCCAACCAUAUCCUGAUUAUCAAACAAUAAGUACUAUUUCAGACCCGGAUGUAGCUCUUGGCCUAUGUUCUUUCACUUUAUCAUUCAAUGACGACAUAUGCAAUAACAUUUAUAAAGAGAGCGUUGGAAAAGAAGUAUAUACCGUUCUCACAUCACCGAAUCAUCUGAAAUCUAGAGGAAGAAUACUUUUACGUAGUCGAGACCCUAAAGACCAUCCAUUGAUAGAUUUUAAUACGUAUUCCUAUGAACAGGAUUUAGACAGCGUUAUCGAUUACAUGAAAGACGUUGAUCGUAUAACACAAUCUACAUAUUUCCAACAUGUUAAUGCUAAACUGCUAACUCCAACUGGUUGUGAAGAGUUGGCAUUUGGAAGUAGAGAGUACUGGUCAUGCUAUGCUAAAUGCAUGGUUACAACAUUGUGGCAUUACGCAGGGACCUCUGCUAUGGGGUCUGUGGUGGACUCCAGGUUAAAGGUGUAUGGCGUUCAUAAACUCCGCGUUGUCGACGCCAGUAUUAUGCCUACGAUCACUAGCGGGAAUAUAAAUGCACCAACUAUUAUGAUUGGAGAAAAGGGCGCGGAAAUGAUUAAAGAAGACUUCCAUUGUUAUUAAUUUUCUUUUAAUUUCAAAAUCUAGUUAAUCAUUAUUUUCAUGCUGUCCACAAAAAACUAAUGUUGGAAUCUCAAAGCUAACUUGCACUUCAACUGUUUUCUUAGUCUGUCAGUCUGUUUUGUUGUCAGCGUGUUAGUUUGUAUAUUCAAAUAUUUUUGCAAAAUAAAUUUAAAAUAGAUACUUUAUAAUAGAUAAUUAGUGAAGGGUUUAGGGCAAAAGAAACCUUAGAAAUAUUAGAAAUGAUUUAUUGAAAAAGUAAAAGAACGCAAUUCUGAACUAGGCAGUGUUGUAAGAGGAUUUUUUUUAAUUGUGUGGAUUAUAACUAAUACAACACCCGCCCUUAAGCCAAACAAUUCAACAUAAACACAAUUUUAAACAGUUUUCAAGCCAAUAUUACUAAUACAACUAAAAUGCUUAUCUUUACGUAAAGACUUCGUUUAUGUAGUGUAGUCUGGUGCUACAUACUAAGUAUUUACAAAAAUAAAAUAGGUAACUGUUUAAAAAACGUAUGAGAAUGUAACCUACUUUAUUUUUGAAGUCUAUUGCGGAAGCCAUGUUUAAAUUAAAAUGCUGCUCCAUGUCGGUUAUUUUGUUAUUAUUACAUAGUAUAAUACAAAGUAGCUUCCCGCUGUCUGUCUGUAUCUCUGUAUGUUAAAGAUCUAAACAUGAAUAAAAUGUAUAAAAUUGCACCCGUGCGAAGCCAGUCUGAGCGGCUAGUUUUAUUAAUAUAAAUUUGUAUAAUACCCUUUUUACCAACCACAAUAAAUUAAAGAUCAGAAUUUAAAUUUAAUUAAAAAGCACAUCAGGUCCUUGCUAAUUGAUAAAUGUUAUUAUAAUUUGAACUGUUUUUUUUAUGAUAGAUUUAAAUAAAACUUUAGUUAAUUGAAA
Molecule: messenger RNA, 3060 nt
Organism: Plodia interpunctella (Indianmeal moth)
Lineage: Eukaryota; Metazoa; Arthropoda; Insecta; Lepidoptera; Pyralidae
Product: ecdysone oxidase-like
Exons: 5
Coding region: 436-2172 (578 amino acids)
Molecular function (GO): oxidoreductase activity, acting on CH-OH group of donors; flavin adenine dinucleotide binding
Source: RefSeq, a predicted model, not a curated record